This is a messenger RNA of Moneuplotes crassus, 2000 nucleotides long. The record is from the annotation of a GenBank genome assembly. NCBI's taxonomy places the organism in Eukaryota, Ciliophora, Spirotrichea, Euplotida, Euplotidae.
AGUUAUGAAGAACGCUUGCUCGAGUGAAUUCCCUGCGUAUUUGAUCCAGAACGAUUUUAGUUAUGUUAGGAUGGAUGAUGGCAACAUUGCCACUAUUUUUAGAGACCGGAAACUUGGGGUUGAAAUGGAGAGUAAGACUUUUGAUUUUACGAAGAGGCAAGAAAGUGUACAGCAGAAGAGAGUUAAUACCAAUUUUGACAUGAGGUAUCAAAAUAGAGUUUUUAGGUAUUUUUAGUGGUAAUUUAAUAGUGAAGGUCGGGACCACAAACCUCAGCGACUUCUGAAUAACUCUAAUUUCCUGGAGAUGCAUAAUAAAGCUGAUAAUAUUAAGCUAAAGCUUUUGAAAAAUUCCUUAGGCCUGAAGCUUCAGAAUCAAAUCACUUGAAGGUAAUAAGUACAAACACUUGAAGCCCAAAACACUCAGGAACAAGUCUUUCUGUUUGAAUACUGGGUCUAAGGGGUUGAAUGUUAUUCUGAAGUAUGGGAUGAGUGCAGAAUUUCCUUUCCAGACGAGUGGAAGUAUUGUUCAUCCCUCCACUCGAUACAACAUCACAGAUGCUGGGCCUUUUAAUGCAAAGAAAUCUUUGAAAUCCAAAGAUGAGGUGAGAUCCUUAACCAGGGAUAAAAAGUCCUUGAUAAUCUCAGCUGGGGGCCGACCGCAAGCAUCAAGAGGGUUCUUCUCCCACCUAGCAAGUUGUGGACUUGAGAAGGCUAAGCAAACUAGCUUCGGACUCUACAAUAGGAUAAACCCUAAUUCUCAGAACCCAAGCUUAAAAGGAGAGCAUAAAAUUCCGAAAAUAAUGAAACGGACGUUAGUAAAAUCAAAAGCUGAGCAGAACAUCCCUGACCUAAAACAUAAGCUGCAAAUAAAGAAGUACAGGAGGAACAGGAAGGGAAUCUCAAAGAUUUUCUCUCCUAUCAACGAAAAUAUGGAUAUCAACGGCUUGAAGCAGUUCAAGAUCAAAAAUAAAAAGGAUGACCCCCAUAUAAAUACUUUUGAUAACAUUAAGUUUAUUGGGACCAAUAACGACCUUGAUUUCGACCUUGGUCUUUCUGGCAAACAAAUCAAAACUCAGCAGAUUAAAUUCGAAGACGAAGCUGAUGAUGUCCCAAAAAUACCCAAAAUUGAAGGAGUUGACAGACUUCCAAGUCCUCUAGAAGAGAAGAAGGAAAGUAGCUCAAGGAAGCAACCUCUCGAACCUUUUGUUUCAGAGGAUACUGUGUUUAAAGACAGCUUGAUGGACACACAAGUUCAAGCUCUAAAGUUUAAGAGCCAAAUUUAUUAUGAGCACAAGGAAAAUACAGCUAGGAGCAUAGAUAGGAACUUGAUUAACAAGAGACACCACACUAGUAAUUAUUAUAGCAAUAUUGCUAACCUUAAUUCAAGCCAUCAGACUACUUAUGAUGAGAGGAACAAACAGCAUGGGGAAGUUCAGCUCGAUACAUCAGAGAAAGUUGGACUUGAUACUGCCAGGAAUCAGUUAAACCCUGAUGUCUGCUUUGACACUUUUUAUAGUGAAAAUAAGACUAUUAUAAGCAAGAAGUCCCAUCCUAUUGACAAGUUUUUUAAGCAAGAGAAGAGCAUUAUCAGUAGGGAUGUAAGGAAUCUUACAGCAAUGCCUUCUGAAAGAGAUUUAAAAGGGUCGGUUACUCAAAGAAAUAAAGAAUUGAACACGCAAAGAAGUAGGAUUCUGAGUACCCAGAGAGGUAGAAACUCUAGUACUUACCGUAAAGGAAACUCUACCAGUAGAGAACAACCUUCAAGAAAUUUGAAUGUGUAUAACUCAAGUGGAAAGAAGUUCCUCAGCACAAAGACUACUCCAAAACUUGGUUCGUUAGUUAAAAAGCCUAUUUUCAGAAAUAAGAACCAUAAAAAGGAUAGCGCUCGUUCUAAAGCUAGUCGUCGACCUCAGAAGCACAAGGAGGUUAAUUUCAACCUGAAAAACAUUGAGAUCAAUCUUUCUAAGACUGCUUACCCAUCGCUUACUAAUAAGAGUUAG